This is a messenger RNA of Coregonus sp. 'balchen', 7898 nucleotides long. The record is from the annotation of a GenBank genome assembly. NCBI's taxonomy places the organism in Eukaryota, Metazoa, Chordata, Actinopteri, Salmoniformes, Salmonidae.
AUGGAAACAUCAACAGUACAACAGAGGGGAUCAGAGACUGACAGACAGAGAGAGAGAAAUUAAGAGAAAGAGAGGGAGUGAUACAGACCAGCCAACCGGCAUUCAUUUUGCGUACCAUGCAUGCAAUUUGAGGUCAAAGUACGCGGGUACGAAAAACGACCCUAAAAUACAGAAAAAUAGGCUUCUAGUUGGCACAUUGUGGUUUUUGACUCAACCGUCUGAAGUUGGAGCUGAGCCAAUCAGAGGACUUGGGCGAGGAGAAAAAGUAUCUAGUUCUCCGCUCCGGCCUGCCCCCGUAGUCAUAGUACUAUUUUUCUCCCUCGAGCUGGAUGGCAGCUCUCCACUUCGUCCAUUGAUACCACUGAUGUGUGGUGAAAAUGGAGAACAAACUGUUUGCCAAAAAUGUGUUCAAAAAUGGUGUGUUAGUCAAGCACAUAGUUAGCGCCUUCACUCAGGCAUCAUUACGACGAAGGUAGUUAGCAACGGCGUCGCUGUGUAGAUAGAAACAGACAUGGCAGAGAGAGCUAAUACCGUCCUUUACAGAAAGUUAUGUUGGACUGUUAAAGAUUAGUAGCCCUAUGUUAAUUAUUCAGUUCUUGAUCUGCCCACUUGAUAUAUCUGUAGGCCUAUCAGUAGGCUGAUGAUGUGAUAAUAGUCAGUUCACCAAUAACAACAAGGCAUGUUGUAUGAAUGGUAGCCUAGUAGUCAGACCUAACUUGAUGGAUGAGGUCAGUGAUGGAGAUCUGAAACAAGCUCUAAAAGGCCUAGUUCAGUUAUUUCAUAUUCCAAAUAGCCUACAGUAAGCUAGACUACUACAAAAUUAAGAAGCCAGUUUACAUUUUCACUAAACUAUCCACAUAAAGAUACAUAUUAAUUAGAAUAAUCAUUACCCCUAAAUUUAACCUAGUGUCAUUGAGACUACCUCAAUUUAAUUUAGGAUCAAACAUAAGACUUUUGUGUUUGCUACAUUAUUUGAUAUAAUUUAAGACUAGAUUUCAGGAAAUGGCAGUUAAAUGCUCCAACUUCCUGUGGGGGAUGUUGGUGGGAGUGAAGGGGGCUGCUGGGAGAGGAAAAUGGCGUCCCUUGAGAGGGCAAGAACAAGAUGUAUGUCAGGAGAAGUGCAGUAUUAUCAUGAGACAUAUACUUGGAAUACGGAGGAGGAAUUGAGGGAAAAAGAGAUGCAGAGGAGGUCGAAGAGAGAGAGGGAGGAAGAGGGUGAGCUUGAAUCGGUUAAAAAUGGCGGGAAAAAGGGAAAUGGAUGUUCUUUGGGUGGUGGACCAUUCUUGAUACACACGGGGAACUGUUGAGUAUGAAAAACCCAGCAGCGUUGCAGUUCUUGACAGAAACCGGUGCGCCUAGCACCCUGUUCAAAGGCACUUAAAUCUUUUCUCUUGCCCAUUCACCCUUUGAAUAGAACACAUACACAAUCCAUGUCUGAAUUGUCUCAAGGCUUUAAAAUCCUUCUUUAACCUGUCUCCUCCCCUUCAUCUACACUGAUUGAAGUGGAUUUAACAAGUGACAUCAAUAAGGGAUCAUAGCUUUCACCUGAAUGCACCUGGUCAGUCGAUGUCAUGGAAAGAGCAGGUGUUCUUAAUGUUUUGUACACUCUGUUAUUCUAAUGUGGUUCAACUGUUAUUCUAGUGGUCUCUGAGGGGGAGUUCUGCCCUCCACCUCCGCAAUAUGCUCAGCCUCUCCUGUAAACCAAUUCAGAUGCUUUGUCAUGUUCAUUUGGCCACUGUUUCUCUGUCCUGUGUAAACGCUUACCGUUUUCUCUGCUGUCUUGUUGUCUCUUGUAAAAAAUAUGUUCUCCAUCUCUGAAGCUUUUUCACAGCUUUUCCAAUAAAGCUUUCAUUCACCCUCUCUCUCCCUCUGUCUCUAGGUGUUUAAGGUGAAGGCGGUACAGUUGGCUGAGAAGCUGCUCCCUGCCUUCAACACUCCCACAGGCAUCCCCUGGGCCAUGGUCAACCUCAAGAGGUCAGUCUCAGACCAAAACGCAACCUUAGAUUUACAUCUGACCACAACCUAACCCUAGAUCUACGUCCACAACUGCAACAAUGGCAUGUCAGCAAGAUUCUCUACUCAAUGAUUUGAAGUUGAUCCUUUCUCUUUCCCUGUGUGUAGUGGUGUGGGGCGUAACUGGGGCUGGGCAUCAGCAGGCAGUAGUAUCCUGGCAGAGUUUGGAACCCUCCACAUGGAGUUUGUCCACCUCACUUACCUCACUGGGAACCCUGCCUACUACCAGAAGGUGAGACACCUCCUUAGUACUGGUGUCUGUCUGAGUCUGUGUGUUCCCCUGGGUGAGAGAUAUCCAUGUCUCCUCUAACCCUAUCAGGUGAUGCACAUACGGAAGCUGCUGGCCAAAAUGGACCGACCCAACGGGCUCUACCCCAACUAUCUGAACCCUCGUACUGGUCGCUGGGGCCAACGUAAGUACCUCUUGUCUCGCUCAACUUCAGAGAAUAACACUGAUGUGUGUGUGUGUGUGUGUGUGUGUGUGUGUGUGUGUGUGUGUGUGUGUGUGUGUGUGUGUGUGUGUGUGUGUGUUAGCACCAGGGUUGAGCUCAACUCAGAAUUUUUGAAUUUACUCCCAUUCAGCUCAUGAGUUGAAAUUCAAAUUGAGUUGGCCACACCCCACAGGAUGUAUAAUUUGAGUGACAGGAAGUAGAAUUUAAUUCAGCACAAUUUAAAUAAAUUCCACUCAGUCAUAGAACAUGAGAGUUUCAUUGAAUCUGAUCGGUCACACUUCCAGAUACCAAACAAUAUAUCACUUUUCUCUAGAAACAAUGUUCAUAUACUCUUAACUUUAUUCUUAACCUUCGUGCUUAGAAUAGCCAAUUAUAUUUCCACCAACUAUUUCAUUUGGCCUCAGGGUCAAUUUGAGGUUUAAACUAUUGCAUUCUGGGGAAUGUAGUAUUUUCCCCAUAUUGAACAAAAUGUAAGUGAUUAAUGAAAUAUAAUAACUUAGAAUAUUUGCAUACAGGUUUUCAUUUUAAGAGUUUGUCCUGAAAAUUAAUUGUUUCAACAAUAUUUAUAUAACAACAUGUUUUAUGUACAAUUUGUAUAGACUACAUCUAAUAUAGAAUAGAAGAAGCAUUUGAAUUUCAUUUAAUUUUACUAUUUUCUUUCAUUCAAAUUCGAAUUGCAAUUCUGUGUCCUGUUUACUACUUCAAUUAAAAUUCAAUUUAAGAAAUUAACUGGAAUUUAUGAGGCAUUCUCAAUUCAAUUCUGAAUUGAGGCCAGCCCUGGCGCCCACCACUGUGUGUGGGUGUGACAGGUGCAGGGGGCGCUAGGCUCUGUAAAUUAAUGUGUGUGAGUAGUGUUUUUCUUUUUUAUAAAUAUGUAUAAUUAGAAGUUUUUGGCAGGCGGUGUCUUAACUAACUCUGUUUAUUACCCUGACUGAGAGAGAGGUUUAAUUACUGUCUCUGCCUCUCACUGCUCAACCUGACCCCACCCCCCCCCCCCCACACACACACACACACACACACACACACAUACACACUGUGCCCUACUAUGUCUACCCCUCUCCAAUGUUGUUUGUGUAGGUUUUUGUUAUUUCUCUUUUUUUCUCAAUCUCUCCAUCCCUCCAUAUGAAAAUGAAUUAUUCAUUUCAACUUCUCUCUCUCCCUCCUUUCUUUUGCCAGGGGAAUGCCAAUUUUGCAUAGAAAACAUUUUACUAUGUGUCUGUGAGUCUCUUCAGCUCAUCUCUCUUGAUCGCUCUCCUCUCUCUCCUCUCUCCUCUCUUCUCUCUCUCUGGGCACACUUUUGCUGUGAGUGUGUGUCUUUGGAAGAGAUGGGAGGAGGAUUGUCACUCAAAGUAAUGAGCAGUGUGUGUGACUAUGGAAAAUACACAAAGUAAUCGUGUUGCCAUAAAUCUAUACCUCUGUGUGUGAGAGAUGUGAAUGUUUGUGUUGUAGCCAUAUAGAAAGUGCCAGUGUUAAAUCAAAGACAUGUCUGUAGGUAUUUCAAACCGACCCAUGGAGAGAGUGACAGACAUACAGACAGACCUACGAGUAAUGUUAUCAUAAUAAAGCCCCAGCUGUCAACUACUAUAAAACGGUCUGUUCCAGCAGCACCUUUGUUAGCAUUAGCUCUCUCCUGACUAACAUAACACACCACUGAAACAUCUGCUGAAGAAAUGCCCAUCUCUCCACUACACGCCUCUCCCCAGCGCUGGACAUGCUAUGCUAACGAGCCCAGCCAGCACAUUUCACACAAUAUUCACUUACCAUUAGCCAUAAGUAUUUAGCCGUAAGCCCCAGCACUAGCUGUGGACUAGGACCGCCAAUGGCUCUAGCCCCACUGCUCUCAAUGACUCCCUCAGCAUUGGUUAGCAUCGUUAGCUUCACUGUUGAUUAACACUGCUGAGUCAUAAGCUGGCUAGCUGUGUUAGCGUCAGAGCAUGGCUUUAGCCAGAGGGAGGCGGAAUGCUAUUCAUUGACUACAGCUCAGCAUUCAACACCAUAGUGCCCUCAAAGCUCAUCACUAAGCUAAGGAUCCUGGGACUAAACACCUCCCUCUGCAACUGGAUCCUGGACUUCCUGACGGGCCGCCCCCAGGUGGUAAGGGUAGGUAACAACACAUCUGCCACGCUGAUCCUCAACACGGGGGCCCCUCAGGGGUGCGUGCUCAGUCCCCUCCUGUACUCCCUAUUCACCCAUGACUGCAUGGCCAGGCACGACUCCAACACCAUCACUAAGUUUGCCGACAACACAACAGUGGUAGGCCUGAUCACCGACAACGAUGAGACAGCCUAUAGGGAGGAGGUCAGAGACCUGGCCGUGUGGUGCCAGGAUAACAACCUCUCCCUCAACGUGACCAAGACAAAGGAGAUGAUUGUGGACUACUGGAAAAAAAAGAGGACUGAGCACGCCCCCAUUCUCAUCAACAGGGCUGUAGUGGAACAGGUUGAGAGCUUCAAGUUCCUUGGUGUCCACAUCACCAACGAAUUAUCAUGGUCCAAACACACCAAGACUGUCGUGAAGAGGGCACGACAAAGCCUAUUCCCCCUCAGCAGACUGAAAAGAUUUGGCAUGGGUCCUCAGAUCCUCAAAAAGUUCUACAGCUGCACCAUCGAGAGCAUCCUGACUGGUAGCAUCACCGCCUGGUAUGGCAACUGCUCGGCCUCCGACCGCAAGGCACUACAGAGGGUAGUGGGUACGGCCCUGUACAUCACUGGGGCCAAGCUUCCUGCCAUCCAGGACCUCUAUACCAGGCUGUGUCAGAGGAAGGCCCUCAAAAUUGUCAAAGACUCCAGCCACCCUAGUCAUAGACUGUUCUCUCUGCUACCGCAUGGCAAGCGGUACCGGAGCGCCAAGUCUAGGUCCAAAAGGCUUCUCAACAGCUUCUACCCCCAAGCCAUAAGACUCCUGAACAGCUAAUCAUGGCUACCCGGACUAUUUGCACUGCCCCCCCACCCCCACCCCAUCUUUUUACGCUACUGCUACUCUGUUAAUUAUUUAUGCAAUGUCACUUUAACUCUACCCACAUGUACAUAUUACCUCAACUAGCCGGUGCCCCCGCACAUUGACUCUGCACCGAUACCCCCCUGUGUAUAGCCUCCCUACUGUUAUUUUAUUUUACUUCUGCUCUUUUUUUCUCAACACUUUUUUGUUGUUUUAUUUUACUUUGUUAUUAAGAAAAAUGCAUUGUUGGUUAAGGGCUGUAAGUAAGCAUUUCACGGUAAUGUCUACACCUGUUGUAUUCGGCGCAUGUGGCAAAUAAAAUUUGAUUUGAUUUACACAAUAGCAUCUCUUAAGGUCCUGCUGGCUAACAAAUGAAGCUAAACAGGGUAGUCUGUGAGAGAUUGAUCAAGUGUGUGUGUAUGUGCGUGUGUGUGCGUUUGUUUGGCUACCAUCUGUGUCUUCUCGCUGAGCGAGAGUUGGCACAGCCUCUGGCUCACUGUAAUGUGGUGUCACUGUAAUUAGGCCAGCUAUAAAGGCUUAAUCAACUUCUAUUGGGACAUUGGGGACAUUAAGAUGGAGUACAUCAGAGAGAGAGUAAACAACCACGAUCAUCUAGUCUCUGCCAUCAUACUGUAAGGGGGACAAAGCGUCUCCAUGUCGUUUUUUUCUGUAACUUAAAAAUCCUUCUCUGAAGAAUAGUGUUGGCUCUGGUUGGAGUUUGGAAGAAAACAUCCAAUGAAUAAAUUAUCUUCUCCCUUUUUGUCCUUCCCUCUUAUUAUUUCUCUCUCCCUCACUUUGGUCCCUCUUUUCCCACCCUCUCAUCUUUCUCCCCCCUCCCUCCCUCCCUCCCUCCCUCCCUCCCUCCCUCCCUCCUCUCCUCCCUCCCUCCCUCCCCCUCUCUCUUUCUCCUCCUCUCUCUCUCUCUCCCCCCUGUAGACCAUACAUCAGUAGGAGGUCUGGGGGACAGUUUCUAUGAAUACCUGCUGAAGGCCUGGCUCAUGUCAGACAAGACGGACACAGAGGCCCGCAAGACCUACGACGACGCCAUUGAGGUACGCACCACCUUUAGCUGGUCUCCAUGGAGGCGAGCAACCCUUAACUGUCUCCAUGGAGAUGGACCACCUUUAUCUGGUCUCCAUUGAGAUGGCUUUGAUUGACAUACACACAGCUGUGUUUCAACUAUCCUACCCUGAAUUAGCAACUACCUUGCUCUAUAUCCUUCUUACCAGAUAGUUAGGAUUGCGCCUCAACUCCUCAAAGUCCUUUAACUGCAGUGUAAUGGGCUCCAUCUUUGCAUUUUAAUCAGUGAGUGAUUUAACAGGAAGCAGAUGCCUGGACUCUGUUGCCAGUUAUUGACAUUGAUUGAUCAAGUACAGUAGGUGCCAGGGAGAGGAGGAGGACAGACGAUUCUGCUGCUUCUCUCAAGGACUGGAGCUGAGGACACUUAAACAACUUUGUUCCUGUUCCCUCUACUGUGCCAGGGACUAACUACCUGUCUUCUAUCUCUCUCUCUCCUCCCUAAACACACACAUACACACACCUACUCCUUCUACCAUCACCACACAUAUCCUUUCCGCACCUCCUUCCAGGCCAUCGAGCGCCACCUGAUCCGUAAGUCCAACGGCGGCCUGACGUUUAUCGGGGAGUGGAAGAACGGCCACCUGGAGAGGAAGAUGGGUCACCUGACCUGCUUCGCCGGGGGGAUGUUUGCUCUGGGGGCCGACGGCUCGCCUGACGACAAGGCCGGACACUACCUACAGCUGGGGGCUGAGAUCGCACACACCUGCCAUGAGUCCUACGACCGCACCGGUGAGACGGAGAAACACACACACACUUAAACAUAUAGAGAAAUCAAAUAAAGUUUAGGUAUAAAUGAUAACUUAUUAUGGGGUAGUUUGGUUGCCAUGGAUUUGAGUUGUCGCCAAGAGAACAUAAGUGCGAUGGUGAGUCAGAUUUUGUGUGAGCUUAGAAUAAUGAUGUGUUGGGUUUUUUAAGUGUGGUUACCAUGGGAAUUGGCUGAUCUUCCUAAAAGUAAAGUUUUACAGUGAUGAUAUUUUCUAGUUUUUUAUCCGGCUGUCUCUUUUUAUGAACUUGUGUUCUGUUCCCACACACAGUGACAAGGCGUGCGGAACAAAUCUGUCUGCUGCUUGAUCACUGUAAUCUGUUCCUAUUACAUUCUAACUCCAAACGUUUAAUUGGCAGGAAAUGUGUUGUGUACUUAUUGCUCAACCAGAAAAAUCAAUGGAUAUUGAAUCCCUCUUUUUUCUCUCUCUCUCCAUCUCCCUCCCUCUCUCCAUAGUGUUGAAGCUGGGUCCAGAGGCCUUUAAGUUUGACAGUGGCCUGGAGGCGGUGGCGGUGCGUCAGAAUGAGAAGUACUACAUCCUGAGGCCAGAGGUCAUCGAGACCUACUGGUACAUGUGGAGGUUCACCCACGACCCCAAAUACAGGCAGUGGGGCUGGGAGGCAGCACAGGUGAGCCACUGGAAAAUCACUUAA